AUGAUGGGUCACAAUCACGUAAUGCUGGGCUCGCUAGAGUACCUGCGGACAGGUUAUCCAAUCCUCCUCCUCGUUGCUUUUGCGUCAGCAUUUGUGGCCAAUUCAAUUGUGACAGCCAAAACCGCGUCCCGAAACACCAAAGCUUCACAAACCGGUCCAGGCGGCAGGCCCCUUCCGAAGCGUUCAAGGAGCACUGUGGCCGUGGUAAAAGCGCCACAGAAGUUCUCCCGAAAUGCAAAACUAUGUUUCAAAUGGCUGUCUUUCUUGGUCCUGGUCACACUGGUUGCGGAAGCCGCCGUUAACGUGACCCAUGUGAUGAUAGCCAGAUCAGAACAAUGGUGGUGUGGGCAAGCUGUAGUGAUCUACACAGUAGGAUCCUUCUUCGAUUAUGCCAUCAUCCUCGUCUCGCUAUUGGAUACCGAUCCGUCACCCACAUUUGCUCAAUUCAUCCCAUGGCUUCUAGCCGUACCUAUCGAAUUCGCGAUCCUGGGGCUUUCACUGUCCAUAUACAGUCACCCGCAUCAUGAACCGGUGGUGGGAAACCCCACUGGUGGCCCGCUUCGCGAAGGGUUCACUCUAUGGGAAAUUGCGGUAAUUGUCUGCAACAGCAUCCGCCUCCUGCUCUUAUUCAUCCUAGUCCUGUUGUAUACUUGCGGUUCCUUCCGGAUUUCGUGUACCGCGCACAAACCCGGCCGUAUUCAGGACGACGGGCCUACGGAAACUACGGGACUUCUUCACUCUGGUACAGAGAACGGUCAUGCCUAUGGUGCAGCGAAUGGUUCUCACCCCAACCAGCAAGAGUCGAAGCCUACAGACCCGUGGGUUCGCCCAACAACUGUGCCAUCCACCUCCUGGUGGGAGUAUCUAAGCGGCUAUUCCUUAUUCUUCCCAUACCUAUGGCCGUCCAAGUCUCGCCGGCUACAGCUUGUUGUGCUCGUUUGCUUCCUGCUCAUCGUUCUUCAGCGUGUCGUCAACGUCCUCGUCCCCUAUCAAGUUGGUGUAAUUACCAGAGCCUUGUCCAACCAGGGCAACGAAUUCCGUGUGCCGUGGUAUGAGAUUUGCUUAUACAUCUUCUACCGUUGGCUACAGGGCAACCAGGGGCUUAUAGGAUCUCUACGCUCCAGCUUAUGGAUACCAGUCAGUCAGUAUUCCUAUAUGGAACUUUCGACAGCUGCUUUCGAACAUGUCCAUAGCCUUAGCCUGGAUUUCCAUCUUGGAAAGAAGACUGGCGAGGUUCUUUCGGCUCUGAGUAAAGGCAGCUCUAUCAACACUUUUCUAGAGCAAGUCACCUUCCAGGUCGUUCCGAUGUUGGUCGACCUCUGCGUCGCAAUUGUUUAUUUCCUCGUUGCUCUUGACGCAUACUACGCUCUUGUGGUUACGAUUGUGACGUUCUGCUAUCUUUAUGUGACUAUUCGUAUGGCUCAAUGGAGAGCAGAAAUUCGGAGGAAGAUGGUCAAUUCCUCUCGGCAGGAAGAUGCAGUGAAAAAUGAUUCUAUGGUUUCAUACGAAACCGUAAAGUAUUUCAAUGCGGAAGACUACGAGUUUGGACGGUACCGAGGCGCGGUGGCUGACUUUCAGUCCGCCGAGUAUCACGUCCUGUUCUCUCUCAACCUCAUGAACACCUCGCAAAACACCAUUUUUAUGCUGGGCCUGCUGAUUGCAUGCUUCAUUGCCGCUUACCAAGUUUCAAUUGGCCAGCGAGAUGUAGGUCAAUUUGUCUCUCUGCUCACAUACAUGGCCCAAUUGCAGGGGCCCCUUAACUUCUUCGGAACCUUCUAUCGUUCCAUCCAGUCCGCUCUGAUCAACUCAGAGCGGCUUCUCGAGCUGUUCAGAGAACAGCCUACAGUUGUUGACCGACCUAGCGCCCGACCAUUGCCGGUGUGCAAGGGAGACAUCAAAUUCGACAGUGUUGAGUUUGCUUACGACGCCCGUAAACCUGCUCUGAAUGGUCUAACAUUCCAUUGCGAACCUGGGACCACGACGGCCCUAGUCGGUGAGUCUGGUGGAGGAAAGUCCACCGUUUUCCGCCUACUGUUCCGAUUCUAUAAUGCGGGAAGAGGCCGCAUACUAGUCGACGGUAAUGAUGUGGAAAGCAUCACCAUUGACUCCCUCAGAAGGCACAUUGGAGUGGUGCCUCAGGAUACUGUUCUCUUCAACGAGACCCUGAUGUACAACUUGAAAUACGCAAACCCCAAUGCCACGGACGAAGAUGUCUUUGAUGCUUGCCGGGCAGCCAGUAUUCACGACAAGAUCACAUCAUUCCCUGAUGGCUACGACACCAAGGUUGGUGAGCGCGGUCUGCGCCUAAGUGGUGGCGAGAAACAACGUGUAGCUAUCGCUCGGACCAUUCUCAAGAAUCCGCGGAUCAUUCUCUUGGAUGAGGCUACAGCUGCGCUUGAUACUGAGACGGAAGAGCAUAUCCAAAGCGCCCUGUCUACCCUUUCUCGGGGUCGCACAAUGCUCGUCAUCGCACACCGACUGAGCACAAUCACAACAGCGGACCGUAUUCUGGUGCUCAGCGAGGGGCAGGUUGCAGAAAGCGGGACGCAUGACCAACUUCUUGCUAUGAAGGGCCGAUACGCGAGCAUGUGGCGCAAGCAAAUCCGUGCUCAGAGAGCCGCAGCAGAAGCCCAGGUGCUACAAGACCGAGCUCAACGCUUGCGCAGUGCCUCAACUUCGGCGGCCGCGGAUGACAGCUCUAGCCAGUCCGACGAGGACCAAAACAACAACCGUGGCACAAAUGCAAACCGACAAGUGCAGUUUCACCACCCAUAG
This is a messenger RNA of Aspergillus calidoustus, 2775 nucleotides long. NCBI's taxonomy places the organism in Eukaryota, Fungi, Ascomycota, Eurotiomycetes, Eurotiales, Aspergillaceae. The record is from the annotation of a GenBank genome assembly.